UCAGUCUCUCCCGCGCUGCUACAAAAUUCCACGUCAGUUUUGUUGCAUUCUCCGUUAUGUCCUCUAUUUUUUUGUAUUCCCAUUACCUCAACUCGUGCGAAAACCUCUCAGGUUCCCCUAAUUCCCCUUGAUAAUUAAAUAAAACCGCACGACACGUGAACAGCAUCAAAACCAUGAAGUACUUGUCUUCUUAAAGAACAGCCGAAGCUUCAGACUAGAAUACUUCGUUAAUUUUUUUUUCUCGAAUAAUUAUCUCGAGUAAUUAAUGACUGACUGUCCAGUAAUUAGAAUAUGGGGUAUUGUCUGUUGCCGGUGUGAUCAGAAAACACACCCAACAAUACCCAGCCCCCUUGAUCAGUGAUUGUGUUGCGCAAUAGUGAUCCAGUGUUCAUAAUAAUAAUAGAGGAAGUGCAAUUGAAGAAGUGAGUGAGAAAUGUCGGAUACGAAGGCAUCAGGCCUCCGGCCACCUUCCAAGAUCGGCAGGCCAUGCUGCACUGUCGAGCCCAAGCCUGCGGUACCACCUUCACCUCCAAGAUCAUCAAUGAACUCCAUGGAGCCAAUUUAUGAGAACGUAAGACGCAAGGAGACCGGAGACCUGCGUCGAGGAUCAGAUACGAGUGUGGUGUUGACGGAAGACACCGACAGUUUCAUAAUUGGAGAUCGAGUAUGGGUCGGUGGGACGAAGCCCGGCUCCAUCGCCUACAUCGGAGAGACCCAGUUUGCUCCUGGAGACUGGGCUGGAGUUGUCCUGGAUGAGCCUAUCGGAAAAAACGAUGGCUCGGUGGCUGGCUCUCGCUACUUCCAAUGUGCCCCGAAGCACGGAAUAUUCUCACGUCUCACCAGAUUGACCCGGUAUCCACUCCAGGAGAGCCUGAUGUCACCACCUGAACUGAAGACACCACCUGCCAACAAAACAGUCUCACCUUCAUUGAAUGUUUCGAUGACGAGUUUAUCCUCAACGACCUCACGGGAUUUGAAGAUCGGGGAUCGAGUUAUUGUGUCGUCGAGCCAGGGGAGCAAGACCGGGGUGCUGAGGUACCUCGGGGUCACAGAGUUUGCGGCUGGAGAAUGGUGUGGAGUCGAGCUGGACGAGCCCGUUGGGAAGAAUGAUGGAGCGGUUGGAGACAAAAGGUAUUUCGAAUGCAAGCCGAAGCACGGCCUCUUCGCCCCGUCGCACAAGGUCUCCCGGUCGCCCUCCAGCAAGCGCUCGUCCCUCUGCGUCGUGCACAAGCCCACCGGUGCCUCCCUCAACUCGUCCUUCCGUAAAACCGGAUCUCGAGAAUCCCUGACCUCCGUCUCCAGCGUGACGUCAGCCUCGACGAGUGUCAGAGGAGUCACCACCGCCAGGAGGGUGAGGGCGUCCACACCUGGACAGAGUUCUCUCCAGGAAAUGUUGAAGGAAAAGCAGCAGGAGAUUGAGAUGCUGAGGAAGGAGAGGGAUCUGGAGAGAGAGAGGAUCACCAAGGCUGCUACACAGGCAGAUAAUGCCGAGCAAUCGAUAAUUAAUUUGAAGAUGGAGUAUGAUAAGUACCGAGACGAAAUGGAGAAGACCGUCAUCGACGCCCAGGCAGCCCUUUCCCAGCUCCUCGAGGAGAAGAAUAGUCUCCAAUCGCAGCUGGAGGAGGAGAAACACAAGUGCGAGGACCUUCUGUUUCGAUUUGAGGAGGAAUCAGUGAAUAAAGAAGACAUUCAGAAGGAAAAGACUGCACAGAGCGUGGUAAACAUCCAGAAUGAGGAGAGAAUAACCGCUCUCCAGAAGGAGCUCUCUGAGGAAAGGGAGCGAGUCAUCCAACUCGAGAACGAUAACUUGCGUCUCUUCGAGGCUGAGGAGGAACUAGUAAAGCUCAAAGUUGAAUCAAAUGCCUUAUCAGAACUGGAAAAUGCGAAUCUCUGUCUCAAAGAAGCGAAAAUCACUCUGGAAAAUCAAAUGUUGGAGCGAAACAACACGAUUUCCGAGCUUUACUCACAGAUCUCAGAACUCCAACAAAAGCUCAAAAAUAGGGAAGAGAUUGAAGAGUCCCACAUCGAAAAGCUCUCGGAAAAUUUGAGUAAAACUGUAGAGGAAAAGAACUCCAUAAUCUCGAAGAUCACGGAGGAAAAUGCAGUGAAAGCUCAGACGAUGGCUCAGGACAUAGGAAAACUGAAGGAGAUCAUUGAGACUCUCACAAAAGAAAACUCAAACUCCUUAGAAACCCAGAAAAUCGAGCUCAGGAAAUUGCUCGAGGAAAAGGAAAACCUGUCGGUGGAAAAUUUUCGGAAAAUUGAGGACUUGAUGAGUCAAAAGUCCCAGUUGGAGCAGUUACUCGAAGAGAAAGAAACGGUUUCAGUGGAAAAUUCGAGGAAAAUCGAGGAGUUCGAGAAAAUUGUGACCGAAAAGUCUCACAUGAUGGACCAAGAGAAGGAAAAAUCAGGGAAAAUUCUCGAGAGAAAUUCAGAGCUGGAAGAAUUACUGGAAAAACUGGAAAAUGAGAUGAAGAAUUUGAGAGUUGAAUUGAACGAGAAAAACGAAAAAUUAGAGAAAAAUUCCGGAAAAAUUCAGGAGUUGGAAAAAAUUUUGACUGAAAAGUCUCAGAGGAUGGAUCAGGAAAAGGAAAAUUCGGAGAAAAUUUGUGAGAAAAAUUCAGAGUUGGAAAAAUCACUGGAAAAUGUGGAGAAUGAGCUGAAGAAUUUGAGGGCUGAAGUGAUUGAGAAAAACGGAAAAUUGGAGGAAAAUGCGAGGAAAAUCGAAGAGUUAGAGAAAAUUGUGAGUGAAAAGUCUCGGACGAUAGAUCAGGAAAAGGAAAAUUCGAGGAAAAUUCUUGAAAAAUCUUCAGAGUUGGAAAAAUCUCUGGAAAAACUAGAACAUGAGAUGAAGAAUUUGAGUGCCGAAUUGACCAAGAAGAACGGAACUUUGGAAGAAAAAUCUGCAUUAAUUACAGAAUUGAAUGAUAAAUUUUCCGAAGUUUCCAAAAAUCGUGAUGAGAAAAUUGUCGAGUUGGAGAGGAUGGGAAAAUUAUUGGAAAAUCAAGGAGAGGAAAAUAGAAAAUUGGUGCAAGAGGUGAAGAGUAAUUCCGGAAAAUUCUCGAGUUUAGAUCAGGAAAUUAAUUCUCUGAAGUCUGAGUUGAGCGGGAGAAAUGAGGAAAUUAAUAGUAUGACUGAGACAAUGGCUGAGUUGAGGGAUAAUAUCACAAUUUUCGAGCAGACAAAGACGAAUUUGGAGAGUGAAAUGAAAAUGCACGAGUCGACAAUUUCCGAAUUGAACAAGAAGGUGAAAUUUUCUGAAGAGAAAAUUCAGGAGUUGAUUGCGGAAAAAGGGAAGUUGGAGGAGGAAAUUUCGAGGGUCAUUUCGAGUUCUGAAGGGUCUUCUGAGCAAUUGAAGCAGUACAAUGAAGAGUUGAGGCUGAGGGAGAAAGAAAAUGGGAAAUUGAAGGAGAAAAUCUUCGAACUGGAAAAUUCGGUGGAAAGUUUGCCAGGAAAAUUGAAGGAAAAUGCGGAAAAUCUCGGGAAAAUCCAGGAAAAACUGGGCAAAAGUGAGGAAAAUGAGUGGAAAUUGGUGGGAAAAUUGAAGGAAAACGAGGAGAAUUCCGGAAAACUCCAGGAAAAAUUGAGAGAAAAUCAGACAAUGUUUGAAAAUUUAAGUGGAAAACUCAAGGAAAAUGAAUCUGAACUCCAGAAAAUGCUGGAGAAACUGAAGGAGAGCGAAGAAAAAUACGGAAAACUCGAUAAAACUGAAGAAAUUCUCCGGAAAACCGAUGAAAAAUUGCGAGAAAGCGAGGAAAAUUCCGGAAAACUCAAGGAAAAGUUGAAGGAAACAGAAGAAAACCUGAAAAUUGUACAUGGAAAAUUGCAGGAAAAUUCGGAAAAUUCCUCAAAAUUGAUCGAUGAAAUCAAUUCCAAAAACUCAAAGAUCGAAGAAUUGACUCAUAAAAUCCUGAAUUCCGAGGAAAAUUCUGCGAAAUUGACUGAAGAAAAUGAGCAGCUAGUCAAGAAAAUUUCAGAUCUCGAGAGGAAAACCGAAACUCUCGAGAGAAGCCUGGAAAAUUCCACUCAACUCGAGGCCUCAAACGUGGAACUGAAGAAUUCCGAGGAUAAUCUCAAGUCAAAAAUCGAAGAAUUAAACGAUAAAAUUCGAGAAUUGAUCGGAAAAGUCGAUGAGAAAACCUCAGAAUCCUCGAGUCUCUCAUCAGCCCUGGAAACCGCAACCCAGGAUCAAAAGAAAUCUCAGGAAAAGAUGGAGGAACUGAACAACGAAAUAAAUUCCCUCAGAGCAAAACUGAAAUCAGCAAAGGAAAGCUCAGAAAAGCUCACGAAAAUUCUCCGGAAAACCGAGGGGCAAAAUUCGGAAUUAUCACAAGCAGUAGAAGCCCUGGAAGUUACCCAAAACAAUUACAAAAUUUCCCAGGAUAAAAUCGAGGAACUCAACUCAGAAAUUUUCUCCCUCAAGGCUCAAUUAAUUUCCUUCGAUUCAACUUCUCACAAAUUAAAUGAAUUAGAGGAAAAAUUAUCCCAGAAAACUCAAGAAAACUCCGACUUAUCUCGGAAAAUUUCUGAACUAUCGACGAGUGAAGCAGAACUCAAGACCUUGGGCUCAGAAAAAUCCAGAGUUGAAGAGAAUUUCGAGAGAAUUCUUGAGGAAAAAUCAGAGGUCGAGGAGAAACUCAAGAAAAUUGAGACUGAAAACGAAGAGAUGAAGAACUCCUUGAGCCUGAAGUCAACAAUGAUUGACGAAUUAGUGAGUGUCCUGGAGACGUUGAAGUCAUCGGAGAGUGAGUCGAUGAAGAAUCUGGAGCUGGAAUUCUCCAAGAAGUUCGAAGAAAGCUCAGAGAAUCUCUCGAGGACGACUGAGGAGCUUAAGACGCUCAAGAAAACCUCUGAAACUGCCGAAUUGAGUCUGAAAGCUGUUCUUGAGGAGAAUGAGAAGCUCAAGAAGAUUAUCGAGAGCUCAGACGCUAGGAUUAAAGACCUUGAGUCGAGGAAACUCGAGAAAAACUCAGAAUUGAAUACGAAAAGUCAAAAACUUGAGGAGAAAAAUUUGGAAUUAAAUUUCAGAAGUCAAAAACUUGAGGAGAAAAAUUUGGAAUUGAAUUCUAGAAGUCAAAAACUUGAGGAGAAGAACUUAGAACUGCUCAGGGAAAAUCAUAAGCUAGAGCAGAAGAACUCAGAGAUGAACUUGAGACUGUCGGAGGUUCUGGGGGAGAUCAAGACCCUGAAGGAGAAUUCUAAUAAUAAUUUGGGGGGACUUGAUGAGAAGAUCCAGAGCAAUGGGGAGACGAAGAACAUGGAGAAGAUCCUGGAGGACAAUGAGACGUUCAAGGGUCAGAUCGACUUUCUGAACUCGGUGAUAGUGGACAUGCAGAGGAAGAACGAGAGUCUCAAGUUGAAGAUCGAGGUCCUGGAGAUGGGGGUGCCUGCCAGCGAGGCUGAUGAGUACUCGAGGGAGACUCUAGAGAAGGUUUUGGCCCCGAGGAUGUUCUGUGAUAUUUGCGAUGAGUUUGAUCGGCACGAGACUGAGGACUGCCCCAAGCAGGCGCAGGACUUCGAGUUGGAGAAGCCGGUGAAGAGGACGCCGGUGAAGGGGACGGUGGAGAGGGUUUAUUGCGAGCAUUGCGAGAUGUUUGGUCAUGACACAGCCGAUUGUGACGACGCCGAGACCUUUUAAUCACCGAGCCCAUUGAAAUUAAAAUCGAGCUUCGCUUGCCAGUACUGAAAGCCCCUAGGAAAUUCAAUUACUCAAUCCGAGAAUGCGUUGAAAUUUUCAAAGUAUAUUUUUAUAUCUCGUUAGAUUAUCCCCCAAACAAUUGCCCUCUUGUCUUCCCAACUAAUUUCCGUAGCUGUUUCGUGUUAAUCGUCGUUUGUUCAGAGACUGUAGUUAAUUUAAACCACUCUCUCCAAGGAUUGAGAGUGAAAAACGUUCGCUUGCCCAUUUUUUAAAUUAAAUUCUACAAAGAAGUUGAUGACAUGGUGUAAAUAGAAGUAAGAUCGAUCUAUUUAAUAUUUAUUAUGACUUACGUGUACAUAAGAAUCUGUUAUCAUGUUCCUUGCACGCUGAGAUUCGUUGGAGAAUUUUCGAAUUUUGCACAAUUUGAGAGAUGAAAACGUUUUGUAGAAUUUUAUCAAUAAAAUAUGGUUUAUUCACAA
Messenger RNA from Diachasma alloeum, 6117 nucleotides. It is a transcript of the gene CLIP-190, whose product is annotated as CAP-Gly domain-containing linker protein 1. Gene Ontology annotation, biological process: cytoplasmic microtubule organization. Gene Ontology annotation, cellular component: nucleus; microtubule plus-end; cytoplasm. Bases 434 to 5638 code for a protein of 1734 amino acids. Gene Ontology annotation, molecular function: microtubule plus-end binding. NCBI's taxonomy places the organism in Eukaryota, Metazoa, Arthropoda, Insecta, Hymenoptera, Braconidae. The transcript is spliced from 14 exons. The record is from RefSeq and is a predicted model, not a curated record.